This is a messenger RNA of Chanos chanos (milkfish), 3402 nucleotides long. Its product is annotated as CREB3 regulatory factor-like. The transcript is spliced from 9 exons. Gene Ontology annotation, biological process: regulation of transcription by RNA polymerase II; response to unfolded protein. Gene Ontology annotation, molecular function: RNA polymerase II transcription regulatory region sequence-specific DNA binding; DNA-binding transcription factor activity, RNA polymerase II-specific. Gene Ontology annotation, cellular component: nucleus. Lineage: Eukaryota; Metazoa; Chordata; Actinopteri; Gonorynchiformes; Chanidae. Bases 428 to 1939 code for a protein of 503 amino acids. The record is from RefSeq and is a predicted model, not a curated record.
GUGGGGUCAGUAAUCACUGUUGGGUUAUUGUUUUACAUGACGCUGCGUUUCAAUUCAUCAUCGAAUCGGCCAAGGCAGACAUUUUACUCCGGGGUAACCUUGCGCUUGUCUCGAGAAAUCUUUCAAAGGAUCCUGACGGCACCUAAUAAGAUCGUGAUGGAUUUACGGCCUGCUGUGUACGGUCUUAAUCGAUAGGAGCUAAGGUUUAUCGCCAUGUGAGAACUCUCGAUGUGAACUCUGACCUCCAAACGGAACGGUUCAGAUGGUUCAUUGGUACCGUGAUUCGCCCAAGGAGACCCUGUCCGACUUGCACCCUCUCCGCUCGCCCUCCCGUCUGUCCGCCUCAAAUCCCGUCGCCGUGUUGGUCCUGUUGUUGCGGAGCGCAUCACUAGCACCGUGACAACCUCCGAACACCACUGCGCUGGGUAUGCCUCAGCCGGGUUUGAGUGAGAUGGAGCCUGUGUUUGGCGAGGCCUAUGGGACCCAGCGUUAUCUACUGAGCCCCUACCCCUCUGCUGCCUCUCCCCUGGGCGGUAGGACAGACCAUGACCAGCAGAGUGUGGUCCUGAUGCUGGGCUCCCCGGCGUCGCCACGGAAACGGCCUUUUGAAUUGCUGAGUGACCUGGUGGAUGAUGGCUUCGGCGAGGACCUGCAGCAUGAGCGCUGGGAUGUGUCCGCCCUGGAUGAGAUCACACGCUAUGCCAAAGUGGGCCUACAGGGGGAGCCAGCAAGCACAGAGGAGCCAGUCCUAAUGGGGCGCUGGGGGGUUUUCCGUGAAGAUGACCCACCGCUGCCACCAAGGCGUGCCAGUAUACAGACCACGUCGGACCCCUUGGCCUUUGAACCCAACCCUGCCCUAAAAAGCAUGACCACAGCAGUGGAGACGCUAACAGUGGCAGUUACCAUGGCAACAGGAAAAACAAUGUGUGGAGGUCAGCAGGUCACAACAGCUGGAUCUGUUGCCCCUGUAGUGGAAGUGUACCAGGUCACUGAGGUCUCAGAGGUUGCUACCUCAGCUGUGGAGCACUGCAGUGAGGAGCACAACUACUCCCUCCAAGGUGAGCGACCUUCAGGAUCUAACCAGGGGUCAGACAGUGAGACUGAGGGAGAAGAGGGAGAGGACAGGAUGGUGGAGGCAGAAAAGAAAGAGGAGAGCAGAGAGGAGGAAGAUGAGGAGGAGGAGGAGGAAGAGGAAGAGUUGGACGAGGAGGACUGUGGAGAGGAGACCACGAUAGAGGCAGAGCACUCCAGUUCAUCUGGAACAGAAUGUGAAGUGGAGGUCGAGAGGCGCGCUGGUGAACGGCCUCAGAAACGCCGGUGUUUCUGGGAGUACCGCCACGCCCGUGAGUCUGCCACCAAGAAGCAUACGGGAGGAGAGGUCCGGUGGUCCCUGUCGUGGAGCUCCAGCACCCUGCCAAGCACCCUGUACCGCAGAGAGGGGAAGAAGGGACGGCGCAAAGCCCGAAAGACAGACGCCAGUGACCUGACGCCGAACCCACAGAAGCUUCACAACAUUGGGGAGCAGCUCCAAAAACUCAACGCCGCCAUCGAUGGAAUGGGCCCGGUUAAUGACCUUCCUGUGGUGGCCAGAGCCCGCUCCCGAAAGGAGAAGAACAAACUGGCCUCCAGAGCUUGUCGCUUGAAGAAGAAAGCACAGCAUGAAGCUAAUAAGAUCAAACUAUGGGGACUCAACCAGGAAUACGAUAACCUGCUAGGGGCACUGUUGCGUAUAAAGGAGGUGAUUCGUCAGCGGGUGGAGAGCGGUGAGGAAGAAGAUGGAGAUGACAGAGGGAUGACAAAAAGGCUGGAGGACAUCCUGAGAGAGUCCAGCGGUCCCUUGGUAGCAGGACGGACCAAAGAGUUUGUUCAGAGGAUUCUGGAGGUCAGUGCCGGGAGUGAGACUGGGAAGGAAAGCCACAAAGACGAGCAAACUGUCUGACCGUCCUUCUGCCCGAUACUGUCCGGGUUUUUUUGUUUGUUUGUUUUUAUUUUUGUUUUGUUUUUUUUUCAACUUGCUAACCUGUCCUUUUAAACACUCUCUCCCAGUCAGAGAAGGAGGAAUAGUAUGUGGUGGGGGGGUGAAGGUGGGGUGUUUACACAGAGACUGUUUUAAUAACUAAUGAAACACCCCACUCUACCCCACUUCCCCUAAGUCUUUAGUAGCAGUAUCUGUCCUUCUCUGCUGUGGCUGCUCCCCAUAGGCUAGCUGCUGCAGGUGUGUGUGAGUAUGCAUGUGUGUGUGUGUGUGUGUGUGUGUAUGUGUAUGCCUGGUUUAUCUCUCCCUCCUCCAUGCUGUAUUUGUAUCCCAUUGUGCCUAAAAAUAGACACUGCACUGUUCUUCGUGGUCGUUAGCGGAGGUCGGCCAUGGGCAUGAGGCUCUUUGAGGAGAAACAAGAUGUCAAACUGAUGUGCUAAUGUCUCGGUUAGAUAUUUGUGUAAUAGUGGUUUUAUUCAGAGCUAUAGCUGUAUGGAUUAGUCGUAGCUGUAUUUGAGAUCACGUAAAAAGGCAUGUGAGUACCUAGGAGGAACUGAAAACUGUACAGAUACAUGUUGAAAACUAGGAGCAUAAUAUGUGAAGUAGAGAAUAUGCUAAUAUGGAUGUGUCCACUGCACUGGGAAGCCAAAGUUUCCUCUGAUUUUUACUGACUGAAUAUUCGCCUGGUUCCUACGUAAUGUUCCGAAAUAGAGAACAGGAAAUAACGCAACUUUGUGAGCGACUCGGUCAAAUACUUCUUAUAGGAUACAAACGUCAAGCUUGUUAUUGGUCUGAAAAUAGGAGAAUGCUAGAAUUGUGUUGACUUAAAAAUCUCAAAACACUUAAACUAACUGUCUAUUAGACUGACACUGUAAAUUUGUGAAAUGGAAGAUAAACGUGUUACGGGAGCAUGUGUAUACUGAAAGAAAGGAGGAUUUCUAGUGUUUUGUAAUCAUCAGGGUAGACUCAGCUGUUCAGUGCUAAGAAGUGUGUUACCAGGUGUAAUACAUAGAUACAAUGCUGCAAUCCUGUGGAUGGUUGAUUGAAUGAUGAUUCUAGAAACUUCUGCAGUUUGACUGCACUUGAGGUCAGGAGUUUCGACCUGAAGACGUUCACUGAAAGAGAGACAGACAAAAAAAAAAAAAAAGCACCAGAAACCGAAAUCAACCAAAGAAAAAUGUUCGCCCCAAAAUGAAUCCCCUAAGUUGUUUCCAGUAACUCUUCCUGACCUUGUUCAAUGUCUCCCUUACAUCAUUCAUCAAUUAUCUUAAAUAAUAAAAGCAGAUUUUCAGUGGAUUAGCUGAAGUAUUUUGCCAAAAAUGUUGAAGGACAGAUUUGAAGGAGAGAUUAGAAGGAUCUCCCUCUUAAAGAGGUCAGUAAAACCUUGUCGAGUUUUUGAAAUAGUCUCAGUUUAAGACUCGAUAAUC